AAUUUCUGUAAAAAUUUCUUUGCAGAAAAAAGAUCAUAAAAUCUCCUUUUUGCUUCAUCUGGGAGCUGCAGAGAAGAAAAUUGCAAGUUAAGGGCUUGAGGGUGAAGUUUCACUAGGAAAGUGAACAUGGCCGACUCUCAGGACAUCGAGAAAGGAUCAAGUGACAGCUUGUUUCAGCCAUUUAUUCGAAAAGAUGAAAGACGGCGAAACUCGGACGAUAAUGGCAGUUUGUUCAUGGUUCUUGUCAGCACAUUUGUUGCAGUCAUGGGCUCUUUUGAGUUUGGCUCAAGUAUUGGAUACUCUUCACCUACACAGCAAGCUAUAAUGGAGGAACUUGGAAUGUCCUCUCAGCAGUUUUCAGUAUUUGGAUCCAUACUAACUAUCGGUGCAAUGGUUGGUUCAAUCUCUUGCGGGCGUGCUGCUGAUCUGCUUGGCCGAAAAGGGACUAUGAAGAUGUCAUCAAUCAUCUCCAUUGCAGGAUGGCUUAUAAUUUAUCUCUCUGUAGCUGAAUGAAUGAAUUCCUUUUUCUAGGGACCUGUGGCUCUAGAUUUGGGAAGAUUUUUAACAGGAUAUGGCAUUGGUGUUAAUUCCUAUGUCGUGCCGGUUUUCAUUGCUGAGAUAUCCCCAACAAACCUUCGAGGGGCUUUAUUAACAGUACAUCAGGUUGCCAUCGCCUCUGGUCUGCUGGUGGCCUAUACAGUAGGAGCAUUUGUUUCUUGGAGAACAGUGGCUUUAACUGGGAUGAUUCCAUGUGCAGUUAUGAUUUUGGGGCUUUAUUUCAUCCCAGAGUCCCCUAGAUGGCUGGCAAUGGUUGGCUGCCAAGAUGAUUUCAUUGCUCAACUUCACAAGCUUCGUGGACACAGUGCUGAUGUUUCAAUAGAAGCUGUUGAAAUUCAAGAUUCUUUGACAACUCUUCAUCGUCUUCCAAAAGCCAGUGUGUUGGAUUUGUUUCGAAAGAUAAACUUACGUUUAGUGAUUAUCGGAGUUGGACUGAUGGUGUUCCAACAGUUCUCUGGCUACAAUGGAGUAGUUUACUAUGCAAACCAAAUUUUUACAUCCGCAGGAGUUCCUCCAAAUGUUGGAAGCAUUCUCUAUGCAUGUUUACAGAUAAUUGUUCUUUCACUUGGUGCUGUCAUAAUCGAUAGAGUUGGAAGAAGACCUCUUUUGAUGAUUUCUGCAAGCGGAAUGCUCCUUGGCAGUCUACUUACUGGAGCCGCCUUCUAUUUGAAGGAACAUCAACUGGCUUCUGAUUGGGGUCCAAUGUUCACAAUAAUUGGCAUCAUGAUAUAUAUGGGUUCUUAUUGUCUUGGAUUGGGUGGAAUUCCAUGGAUCGUAAUGUCUGAGAUAUUCCCUCUCCACAUCAAAGGAAUGGCUGGCAGCCUGGUCACAUUGGUCAGCUGGGGUGGUACUUGGGUUGUUUCCUACACUUUCAGCUCUCUCAUGACCUGGACCUCCCACGGCACAUUUUUGGUGUUCGCCACCUUCUGUGCUGCAGCUAUUGUGUUCAUCUUCAACCUGGUACCGGAGACAAAAGGCCGUACCUUGGAAGAAAUUCAGGCUUCUAUGGGUUAUUCCAUUGAAUAAAAACUAAGAUCGAAUCAAAUCCACUUGUCUAGAUUACUUUGUC
Hibiscus syriacus is the source of this 1627-nucleotide messenger RNA. Its product is annotated as sugar transporter ERD6-like 7. Gene Ontology annotation, cellular component: membrane. Gene Ontology annotation, biological process: transmembrane transport; carbohydrate transport. Gene Ontology annotation, molecular function: sugar transmembrane transporter activity. The record is from RefSeq and is a predicted model, not a curated record. Lineage: Eukaryota; Viridiplantae; Streptophyta; Magnoliopsida; Malvales; Malvaceae. The transcript is spliced from 18 exons.